UAUCACAAAAAAAGAGUCGAAAAGCUAAGAGUGAGAAAAAUGGUUCAACUUCCAAGAUAUGUGGCACUGAAAUCAAAGUACAAUGCUAAUUAUUUGCGCUAUGUGAAUGAAGCUUCACCGGUGCAAACGUUUGUGCAAUACUCUGGAGAGAGUAUUUCGACUCCAUACACAAAGUUUGAAGUGGAGCCAGCCAAAUCCGAUCCUUCAUUGGUCAACAUAAGAUGCAGUUACAACAAUAAAUAUUGGGUAAGUUCAUCCUCAGAUCCUCGUUUCAUUAUUGCAGGAUCUGACAAGAGUCAAGAAGACAAAUCCCAAUGGACAUGCACAUUAUUUGAACCAUCUUACGAUAGUACAAAUCAAGCAUAUCGAUUUCGCCAUGUCUACCGUGGCUUCAACGUGUGCCUAUGGAGAGACACUACUGCCUAUCAAAACUGUUUGAUCACACAACAGUCAACCCCUGAUCCAAAUCUCUGCGAUCUCUGCACAAUAACUGAUUGGGAAACAUUGCUCCCCUUACCAAACUAUGUUGCUUUUAAAGGACUUGAUGGAUACUACCUAAGGUUUUUUGAGAUUUAUGUGGGUCUUCGUUUUCCAUCUCCGACAUUUUUGGUAUUUGAUACGAUUGAUAUCGGAGAGGAUGGUGUUGUAAUGCGAACUUUCACCACCAAAGAUGGAAGUAUUUAUAUCACGCCAAACAACUCAACAAAAUGUUGGAAGCUCUCACGUGAAUCGUGUGAUAUUUGUGUAGAUUCAGGAGACACAACAGGUAGCGAUCCUACAACUUUGUUUUGGGCAACCAAACUUGAUACCAAUACCAUUGCUCUACGCAACUUGAGCAACUACAACUUUGCCACGAGAACCCCUUUCCCCGCAUUGAAUGUUGAUGGUCUUAGAGCUGACUCUAGGACCAUUGAACAAGCUUCACAUUUACAAAUGAUAGAGCCUCUGAUUUCACGAGAAAUAUACGACGUAUGUUUCCGACCAGGAGAUGCUAGAAUUUAUGACCAAACUGUACUCGUGAUGGCCACUGGAACUGCUACCAACGAUACACAAGUACCCAACACUGUGACCUUGAAUCUCAAGUAUACAGAUACAACUUCUAGCACAUGGAGCUCAUCGGUGUCAAUGAAGGUGGGAAUAAGCGCAAAAUUCGAAGCGGGAAUUCCACUUAUUGAUAAGGGAGAGAUUACAAUAUCAGGUGAGUUUUCAGGAUCGUACCAAUGGGGAAAAACAGAAACCACAACAAAAGAACUACAAACAACAUAUCAACUAACUGUGCCACCAAUGAGUACUGUGACUGUCAGCUUGUUAGCAACACAAGGCACAUGCGAUGUCCCCUACUCGUAUACACAACGUGACGUUCUCACUACUGGAGAUACAGUAACCUAUUACCUUGACGAUGGUGUCUACCRCGGCGUCAAUUCCUACAACUUCACAUAUAAUACCAAAAUGAAAGCAUUUUAAUAUCUAAAAUUAUCAUAUAAAAUAAUUAUGUUUGUGGGUAAUAUCUAUAUAUAUAAUAUAAUAAAAAGGAAAUACUUARCUCCUCAACAAUAAGGUUGAGCAAUCUUGUCCUCA
This is a messenger RNA of Momordica charantia (bitter melon), 1578 nucleotides long. RefSeq lists its product as uncharacterized. The record is from RefSeq and is a predicted model, not a curated record. NCBI's taxonomy places the organism in Eukaryota, Viridiplantae, Streptophyta, Magnoliopsida, Cucurbitales, Cucurbitaceae.